AUGGCGGGCAUUAAAUACAUGCUGCAAAAGGAAGUGUUUGAGUCGGACGAGCGCAUCUUGUCCGUCUGCAAUGUCACGGAGCUGUACAAGAAGAAGAAGAACUCCUAUCUGACCAUCGUCACUGCCACACGCUCGCGCGUGGUCCAGGUGACCCUGGCGCAGGUGAAGCAGUACGACAAGGGUGUGUACAAAAAGAAGCGCACGUGGACGCUGGACGAAGUGAAGGUGGUGGAUGGGAAAUUGGACUCUCCGGAGACGCACGAGUUGGACAUUUCGCUGGAGAAGCAGUACAAGUGGUUCGCCGUGAAUCUGCACGAGAGACAGAAUUUCAUCACGGUGCUGUGGAAGCAGAUCAAUAAGCAUGUGGCCGGAGAGAAGGCCGUGUUCAGGAACAUUCCCAAGGCGUGGCUCACGGAAUUGUCUCCGGAGCGUGUGGCGCGCGAGAAGAGCGACAGUGUGAAUGAAGAGGAGAAUGGUGACGAUCCGGAGGCGUAUGAGGAAUUUCAUGCGCUCACUGAUAAGGAGGAGCUGCACUUGACGCGACUGAUAGGCGAGUGCAACUUCGCCAUCAGCGAUGCCGAGCAGUUCAUGGAGCAGCUGGGGAAGAACCUACAGGAGUUGGACGGUGCCAAUGUGCAGAGCGUGUUGGCGUCCGAGAAGCAAGUGAACGCGCUGAUGGAACAGAUUGAGACGGCAAUUGCUGAGGCGGAACGAGUGGAGGAACGCCUGGAUGCCUAUGAUGAGAUCCUGUGUCACAUCCGAGACACGAUGGAGAAGAUGGGCGAGAAGAAUACGAUGAUCGAAGUGGCAAAUGCCAACAAUAUCAAGCUGAUGGGGGAGCUGGAGAGGAUUGUGACGCAACUGGACUUGGCUCAUGCCCACCAAGUUGCUCUCACGGACACGGAUCUCACGUCGCCGUCGGGACUGGCGGCGGCAAUUGCUGCCGGCAAGGCUCUGCAGACGGCCAUGAACAGUGACAUCGAUCCCGCCCUGCUGCGCCUCACGGCUGUCCAGGAUCAGCGGAAGCGCUUCGAGAAGUGGAAGGCGAAGUUCUCCCAAACCAUCAGUCGGCAUCUCAACAACAUGUUCAUCCACUUGGGCAACGACCUGGGCGAGGGCCAGGGCAGCGAUCCGCAUCUGCCCAAGCACACUUCCGUGCACAGAGAGCUCGCGAGCUAUGGCGAGCUAAUGCAUUGGCUGAAGGCGAUGGACAGGAAGGCGUACGAUCAGCUGGCGAAGGUGUACACGAGCUCUCUGAACAAGGUGUACGAUCGCGAGAUCCGCCACUUCUUCGAUCAGGCUCGGCAGCAGGUCAUGCGCGAGGAUGUGGCCGCGUCCACGAGUGCCACGCGUGGGAAGCAGCUCCUCCAGCCGUAUGGCAUCAUCGGCAUCAACCGGGAUCUCUGGGCGCCGGGAAUUGAGGGUGCUGAGAGGCAGAAGCUGGAUGGAAUACUGGAGAAAGUGCUGGGAGAUCUGGAGCCGAUGGCGCUGAGUGAGCAGCUCUUCUGCAUCUCAUUCUUCCAGAUGGACGUUCUCAGUCCCACGAGUCGCAACACCCAGACCACUCUCGAUGCUGCUGCAGCCGAGCGCGAUGAUCAGGCCGUGGUGGUGUCGCCGCCACAGAAGCGGAUUGACAGGCAGAUCAACGAGGAGGUGCGCAAGAUGAUGACAGAAUUAUUUGGGUGUCUGGAGCCAGAGCUCAACAGCUUCAUCCAGAGCUUCGAGAAGGUCGACAGCCUGUACUCAAUGUAUGUCCUCGUGAGACUGUCUCAGCAUGUGAUGUCAGCCCAGGAUGCGCACUCCUUCCUCAGCAUGACCUUCGCCUCGGCUCUGGUGCACGUGAAGAGGAACUUUGACAAAUUCAUGCAGACUCAAUUGCAGUCCGUGCGGGAAGCGAAGGUGCCGAAGCGAUCAAAGUGCGGCCUUUUGCCGUACGUGGAGAACUUCGAGGAGUUUAGCACGAGCGCCGAGAAGAUCUUCAAGAAAUCCGAGCGCCGAGCGGACCUGGACAAGUGGUAUACGCAGCUCGUGGCGACAAUCUUCGAGAUGAUCCCCAAUCAUGCGCAGGAGCACUCGAAGACGCCUCGGCAGGUGGUGAACAUGGAGAACUACCAUCACAUGCACUCCCUGCUGGCGCAGCUGAAGGUGGUGGCUCUGGAUGGGCAGAAGAAGGAGGCGAAGGUGCGCUACAAGGAGGCUCUGGACGCCUAUGUGACGAAGUACUUCGGUCGGCCGCUGGAGAAGCUCAAUCUCUUCUUCGAGGGUGUGCAGCUGAAGGUGCAGCAGGGCGUGAAGGAGCAGGAGAUCAGCUAUCAGAUGGCGUACUCGAAGCAGGAGCUGAGGAAAGUUAUUGCGCAGUAUCCAGCGCGAGAGGUGAAGAAGGGCCUCGAGCAUCUGUACAAGAAAGUGGAGAAGCAUCUCUGCGAGGAGGAGAAUCUCCUGCAAGUGGUGUGGCGGGCAAUGCAGGAGGAGUUCAUUGUGCAGUAUAACUUCCUGGAGGAGAGGAUUCAGCGGUGCUACGCUGGUGCUAUGAUCACGCUGGAUUUCUCCAUUGAUGACAUCCUUGAGUUCUUCUCGGAAAUCGCACGUUCGCACUAAGAGUUAAUAAAUUAUGCCGAGAGUUCUGGCGCACCAGUAAUUUA
Phlebotomus argentipes is the source of this 2642-nucleotide messenger RNA. RefSeq names its product exocyst complex component 1 (gene Sec3). Gene Ontology annotation, cellular component: plasma membrane; exocyst. Gene Ontology annotation, biological process: exocytosis; Golgi to plasma membrane transport. Gene Ontology annotation, molecular function: phosphatidylinositol-4,5-bisphosphate binding. Bases 1 to 2598 code for a protein of 865 amino acids. The record is from RefSeq and is a predicted model, not a curated record. NCBI's taxonomy places the organism in Eukaryota, Metazoa, Arthropoda, Insecta, Diptera, Psychodidae. The transcript is spliced from 2 exons.